Messenger RNA from Corythoichthys intestinalis (scribbled pipefish), 5605 nucleotides. It is a transcript of the gene galnt12, whose product is annotated as UDP-N-acetyl-alpha-D-galactosamine:polypeptide N-acetylgalactosaminyltransferase 12. Gene Ontology annotation, biological process: protein O-linked glycosylation. Lineage: Eukaryota; Metazoa; Chordata; Actinopteri; Syngnathiformes; Syngnathidae. Gene Ontology annotation, cellular component: Golgi apparatus. The record is from RefSeq and is a predicted model, not a curated record. The transcript has 10 exons. Gene Ontology annotation, molecular function: polypeptide N-acetylgalactosaminyltransferase activity. Bases 421 to 2133 code for a protein of 570 amino acids.
AGUCGGUGAGCUCUUCGGAUUUGUUUUCAGAGCGAUGCGUUUUGGGCGUCAUGGACUUUUGGCUACUUUCAAGUAGCGGGAAAAUGUUAAACUCAGCGCAGGACCUUAAAUUGGACGUGGCCUCGAUUGACUCAUUUACCAGUACGGUAAAACAAGCGACAUAGGUAGCUAAUCCGGGUAAAUAAGUAAUCCCCGUGGGUUAAUCCAUUUAUAUUUGUCUCGGUCAAAUGGAGUCGCGUAGGUGUGGGAAGGAGCGUGAGGAGAAGGAGGAGGAGUUCAAGCGGUGAUUAGCCGCAAUUAGUACCGUGGCGGCGGGCCAGUGAAAGGUGGGUAAAGUCCACUCGCUCCGCUCAAGCAGCCGGGGCAGAGAAUGCCUUCUGAGGCUGACGGCGACCAGGAAGAAGCUGUAACAGCGACGACAUGGCCUGUUGUCGGCGGAAGCGACUGAAACUUUUCGUCAGCGGCGCCGCCUUCUUGGCUGUUCUUUUUGUCUACUUCUCCGGAGGAGAAUUUGACGUUUCCCACCCCGCCGCCGCGGAGUUUUCAGACCAAGUGGACUUAAAGAGGCCGGUGUACGAGAAGCCCCCGCUGGUAUCGGACGCCCCCGGGGAGCUGGGCAAGGCUGUGGAGUUGGAGCUUAACGACGAAGAGAAGCUGAAACAAGAAGAGAGCAUCAACAAGCAUCAAAUCAAUAUUUACGUCAGUGACAGGAUCUCACUGCAUCGCCGCUUGCCGGAAAGGUGGAACCCGCUUUGCAGAGACGUGCACUACGACUACCAUUCCCUGCCGACCACCUCGGUGGUGAUCGCUUUCUACAACGAGGCCUGGUCCACGUUGCUCCGAACGGUCCACAGCGUCUUAGAGACAACGCCGGACAUUUUACUCAAAGAGUUGGUCCUUGUGGAUGACUACAGUGACCGAGAUCACCUGAAGGAGCCUUUGGAGAAGUAUCUGUCCAAUUUGCGGAAGGUGCGACUGAUUCGGGCCACUAAGCGGGAAGGCCUGGUGCGAGCCCGCCUCUUGGGGGCGUCCGUCACCACUGGCGAUGUUCUGACUUUCCUGGAUUGCCACUGCGAGUGCCACGAAGGCUGGGUGGAGCCUCUUCUCCAAAGGAUCAAGGAGGAGCCGAAGGCCGUGGUGUGUCCCGUCAUCGACUCCAUCGAUUGGAACACCUUCAAAUAUCUCGGCAACCCUAACGACCCUCAAGUUGGCGGCUUCAACUGGGGGAUGGUCUUCACGUGGCACUUCAUCCCCGAACACGAGAUGAAACGGCGGCGUUCGCCCAUCGAUGUUGUCAGGUCUCCCACUAUGGCCGGUGGUUUGUUUGCCAUCCUUAAGAGCUACUUCGCCUACUUGGGCACGUAUGACACGGGAAUGGAGGUGUGGGGAGGAGAGAACCUGGAAUUCUCCUUCCGGAUUUGGCAGUGCGGCGGCAGCCUGGAGGUCCACCCGUGCUCCCACGUGGGCCACGUGUUCCCCAGGAAAGCGCCUUAUUCGCGCAGCAAAGCGUUGUCGAACAGCGUGCGCGCCGCCGAAGUGUGGCUAGACGAGCACAAAGAGAUCUACUACCACCGAAACCCGCACGCCCGAAGGGAGUACUUUGGCGACGUGUCAGAGCGCCGCCAGCUGCGAGAGAAGCUCGGCUGCAAGAGCUUCAAGUGGUACCUGGAUAAUAUCUACCCCGAGCUUCACGUCCCGGAGGAUCGGCCCGGUUUCUUCGGGAUGCUGAGAAGCGGAGGAAAGGCCAACCUUUGUUUUGACUACAACCCGCAAGGCGAGAGCAACUCCUUCGGCAGAAGAGUCACUCUGUACCGAUGUCACGGGAUGGGGCAGAACCAGUUCUUUGAGUACUCGUCGGAAGGUGAGAUCCAUUACAACAUGAGGGGCUCCACCGCCUGCGUAGAAGGAGACAACAUUAGCACCUAUUUGACAGUUCAGGAGUGCAGCCAACGCGGCAAGCCUGUUCUCGCGCAUCAAAAGUUUCUCCUCAGAGAGGAUGGCAGCCUGCUGCACGUGGCAAGCCAGAAAUGCGUGGAAGCGCUGGCUCUGACGGACGACCACGUGCCGGCGCCUUCUCUGCAGCGUUGCUCCUCAAGCCCGCUCCAAAAUUGGUCCUUUCAAGAGAGCCUUUAACGGUACAAUUGCAAUGGUUUGGCAUCCCUUGGUUUUUGUUUUGCACAUUUUAAUGAGUUAUUAUUGUGGAUUUGAUGGACCGCAACAGGAUGGUCAUGACCAGUGCGUUCUGAAGGGAAUAUAUUUAUUUUAGAAGCAGCCUUAUGGAAUUCAUUGUUUUUCUAAUGAAGAAUAUGCAGUUUGUCCUGCAGAGGGCACCCUUGCUCCAUCCUCAGGCUGAAAAACCAGGGAUGCCUUCAAGUGGGAAUGAUGACACUGAGAGCAAAACAUUUUUUCCUCCCUUUUGGUGUGUACAAGGGUUAAACUGAAGAAAACUUUCUCUAAUACCUGGUAACUUUUUAAAAAUCCUUAUUCUAUUUAGCCCGACUUCUCUAAUUUUACCCCAUUUUUUCUUUCGUUGUUCUUAAAUAUUUUACAUUUUUGCUUACUCUCCGCCAUUUUACACCAUUCAGCUUUUCUUUCAUGUUUUCAUUGAUUUUCCUUAAUUUUUGUAAUUUUUUUCACUGUUUUCUCAUUGGUUCUUGCUUAUUUUGUAGUUUCUAAAACAUUUUUAUCUGUUACAAAAAAUCAUUUUCUUUCCUAGUCAUUUUUUUCUGCAUUAUACUUGGUGGCAUUAGCGAUGAUAGACAUCCAAUCAUGUGGCUCCUUUCAUCCUUCUGCUGUGAAUUUGAGAUUUUGAGUUUGUCACUAGUAGACGUCCAAUCCAUUUGCACAGGAAGGCCCAGCAGCGAACGGACACUCCUAGUUGAAAUGGAUUGGACGUCAAUCGCUGUUAAUGGCAGCCAAUGAGUUACGACUGAAACAGUAGAUACAUGUCAUAACUUUUUCCUAUAUUUGAAGUUAGGGCAUCAGAAUUCAAGCAAUAUACUAUUGACUACUACUUCAACCAGAUGAAUCCAGACUACCAGCAGUUCUAGAGCAUUUUGACUGUUUUUCAACCCCCACAGAAUAUUGUGUUCUGUGACGAGCAACAAAUGGACUUUUUGUUUCCAGACACCAAAAGGUUGUUUCUAGCUUUUGUUGUUUUUUAAAAUUUGUAGCCAAAACUGGUUGGUUUCACCAGAAACACUGGUUUCCUAAUAUAAAAGUGAAGAAAUUCAUAUUUGUAAAAUGAAAGUGACUUUGACGCAUAUACAGUGGUAUGAAAAAGUAUCUGAACCUUUUGGAAUUUCUCACAUUUCUGCAUUAAAUCACCAUCAAAUGUGAUGUUCUCGUUGUCAAAAUCACACAGAUAUAAAAACUGUGUGCUUUAACUAAAACCACCCAAACCUUUCCAGGUUUUCAUAUUUUAAUGAGGAUGGUAGGCAAACAAUGACAGAUGGGGUUAAAAUAAGUAAGUGAACACUCUGCCUAAAGAGAGUUAAAGAGCAAUUGAAACCAAUUUUACCAAACAAUUUAGGGGCAGUUUACAUGGCGACUCUGCGACACAAAGACUGAGUAGCGGACUCGCCUCGCGUGCAUAUGGUGUCGGCUGCUUCUAGUGCAGCUUAGACUAAACUGUGAGUCUACUCCGACUUCAACUGGCCUGACCAUAAGCUUUGUCGAAUAGGAACGUUUUUAAUCUAAUCUUAAAUGUGCAGACUGUCUCGGCUUCUUUAAUAUUAGCUGGAAGCUGAUUCCAUAAAACAGGCGCUUGGUGGCUAAAGGCUCUAGCUCCGACAGUACUUUUAGAAACCCUGGGAACUACCAGUAGACCUGCAUUCUGAGAGCGGAGUGUUCUGUUGGGGCGGUAUGGAACCAGAGCAUCGGUGAGAUAAGAUGGUCCCAACCCAUUAAUAGUCUUAAAUGUAAGAAGGAGGACUUUAAAUUUAAUUCUAAACUCGACUGGAAGCCAGUGAAGGGCCUGGAGCACAGGGGUGAUGUGCUCUCUUCUAUUGGUUCCUGUUAAAAGUCUUGCUGAUGCGUUUUGGACUAGCUGAAGACCUUUUAGAGAACUUUUAGGACAAGCUGAAAGUAGGGAGUUACAGUAAUCCAAUCUCGAUAUAACUAACGCGUGAAUUAAUUUUUCUGCAUCGCUUUUAGAGAAAAUAUUUCUCAUUUUGGCUAUGUUGCGCAGGUGAAAGAAGGCAUUGUUGCAUUAAAAUAUGAAAACCUAUAAAUGUUUCGGUGGUUUUAGUUAAAGCAGUUUUUUCAUCUGUGUGAUUUUGACAAAGAUCAGAUCACAUUUGAUGAUUUUAUGCAGAAAUGUGAGAAAUUCCAAAAGGUUCAGAUAAGUUUUCAUACCACUGUAUAUCGUUUAUUCUUGUGAUACCUCACAGUAGAGUUGUCCGAUAUAUCUGCUGAUAAAAGCAUUUAAAAUAUUUAAUUCGAUUUAAUGUACAAGCCUAUAGCAUUGGUGCAUGGGCUGGUCAUAGCUUAUCAUAGUAGCUGUGCUUAGUGACCUUGAGAUGUCUCCAAAAUAAGAUGCUGUGGAUUUGUUAAGCAAGCCAAAACCAUUUGCGUUCAUGGUGCACAAAUAAAAUGACCAAAUAUGAAUGAUAAACUCAUCAAUCACGUAUAACUACAUCACCAGAAGCAAAUAGUCCCUAAGAAAACAACACAUAAUUAUUUUUUUGCAAAACCCCAGAAAAAUUAAUCUUGCAUUGGCAUGUCCUCAGAAUGCCUGCCUGUAUUUGUAAUGCUUUGGUCACCCCCUUGUGGCUCUUUGGACUAACUAGUAUAAUCGUUUCAUUUAAUUUGUGACAUUUUGGCUCAUUUCAGUUGAUUUUAUUUAUAUAUUAAGUCCACGGCCGAUUAUCGGACAACCCUCACUAUAUAAAACACCAAAACAAAAAUGAGAAAGGGCUUUGAAUGGCAAAAGAACUGUUUCUUUACGGAUAUAUAACAAAGAACUGUGCCACGAGCGACAGCGUCUUAUUGUCGACAACAAAAAUGUAGCAUGUGGAGCAUCUGAAGCCACGGUCAAGCUUGUGACCGAGUGCCCCGAGGCGGCGCCGCCGGUCCCGUUGUGAAAUGAGGCCGGCGUCGUCUCUGGAGAGCCAGCACAGCAGAUGGACUGUCUGAUUGAUAUUUUUUUACACCCCCAAAAAAUGCUUCACUUCGGCCUCGUCCGGCUUAGGUUUUAUCUUUACGACGCAUCAAGGACGGGACUCGCAUCAUGCUUUUUAACGGUAUGGAAGAAAGUUGGAUGACCUCAUCGGCGUUCACCUUCACGGGCCUUGGAGGAACUUGCAUACGCCGCACUUACGUUCUUUGCAAUUGAUUGUGAAUGUUAAAUCCUCAGUUGCAGUGAGAUUAAUGACUGGGUUCGAAAUGUUUUUAGCAGUGAAGCACUUGGGCUAAAAGUUGGGUAUGUUUGCUUUUUAUGUGCUCAAAGGCAGCCAAGAAAGAUUAAAAAGGGAAGGACACAUAGAUUACUUAUUUUUACAUCUACAAAUGUUAUUCAAGUGCUGGAAUGUGAAUUCAGGAACCAUGGUGGCCUUAUGUCCUACUGACAAAAAAGCCAGUACUGUUGCAAUAAAUGUGGAACUCA